AUGCCCGCCGACGCCUGGUUGUCCCGUAUUCUUAGCGUACUCAGAGUUGAGCCGAGCCCGUACUUGAUGAUAUAUGAGCUGACGCUGUACAUGAGCAACGUGGUGGGAGCUGAUGACGUCAGGGUUUAUGCUCUGACCCCUAGCCACCCCUCACGGGUGCAACGCAUCGUUAUGGGCAUGAGCAUGGUUCCCCAUCUGGUGAAUAUUGCUGCGGAUAAAGCAGAGUUGUUGCUGAAGGUAGCUGCUGGAGGGUCGACGGUGCUGGAAACCAGGCCUGACAACCCUGACAGAUACAACCUGACAUCUGUACGGAUGCUCGUGGACGACGACUCGGAUGAGCGUUAUAUGAUGCUGCAGCCUGUUCUGGGGUCUGAUGGGAAACCCGCAUUCGUAGUGGAGUUCAAUCGUAAGUGGCAGCCAUUCUCCACUGAAGACACGAAUAACAGCUCCCACUUCCUCGUGUGGGGAAGCCUACUAAUUUUAUGGUGUGACAUGUACACCAGCAAGAAUCGAACCUGGGACGUGACAGAAUUCACGUUGGAAGUUGUGAAGGACAUCUUCGAAGAGAUGGUGGCUAUGACACAAGUCAUCAAAAAGAUUUUGGAGGCCGCACAGAGACUGGUGAAUGCCGACCGUGCCUCGCUAUUUUUGGUGGACUGGCGGAACAAGGAGCUGAUAUCCACAGUGUUUGACCUCCGUGUUGAACCAGGAGCUGAGGACAAAGUGGAGGUGACGGAGCUCCGUCUGCCUCUCGACAAGGGUAUCGUUGGUCAUGUGGCUACGUCCGGUGAGACAAUGAACAUACCUGACGCGUACGCCGAUGCCAGGUUUAACAGAGAGAUAGACGAAAAAACGGGCUACAAAACUGUCAGCAUACUUUGUAUGCCUGUCAAAGUAAAAGGCAAAGUGUUUGGGAUCGUGCAGAUGGUAAACAAACGGAACGAAGAGCAUUUCACACACGAGGAUGAAGUGUCCUUUCGAGAGUUCUCCACAUUCUUUGGAUUAGCUCUUCACCACGCAAAACUGUAUGAAAAAAUUCAACGUAAAGAACAGAAGCACAAAGUGGCUCUCGAUGUACUGAAAUACCAUAACACUUGCAAGGAGGACGAAGUGGAAGAACUUUUGAAGGACGACUUCGAGGGGUCACAGCCCGCCUGUGACUUGACCGAUUUCUAUCUGAACCCAUUCAAGUUGAACGAACUGGCUAAAUGUCAUAGAUUUUUAGCCAUGUUCGACAACUUGUUCGACAUGGGCAACUUCGACAAGAACACCUUGGCGCAUUUUGUACUGACAGUCAAGAAGAACUAUAGGGCAGUACCGUACCACAACUUUGACCACGGAUGGUCUGUGGCGCACACGAUGUAUUGUAUUUUGACGAAUGAUACCCUACACCGAUUCAACCACAAUGAGCGGUUGGCGCUGUUUGUGUCUUGUCUGUGCCACGAUCUGGACCACAGAGGGUAUACCAACAAGUACAUGAGUGAAAUCUCUUCGCCAUUGGCAGCAAUGUACUCCACAUCCACAUUGGAGCACCACCACUUCAACAUUACUGUUAUGAUACUCCAACAGGACAAUCAUAAUAUUCUGGGGAAUCUAACCAGCGAGGAUUAUAAAGAGGUCCUUGGUUAUAUUCGUCAGUGCAUCUUGGCGACUGACUUGGCGGCAUUCUUCCCCAAUUUGGAGAAGAUGAAAGAGCUGUGUGCAGAAAAGCCCAAAUUUGACUGGGAAAAUCGAAUUCACAGAAAUCUAGCCAUGGCCAUUUCGAUGACGGCAGCUGAUUUGUCAGCGUCUUGUAAACCGUGGGAGAUCCAACUAAAGACCGUUAAGGUCAUUGUUGAAGAGUUUUAUCAUCAGGGAGAUGAAGAGAAACGGCUUGGGAAGACUCCUGUGCCGAUGAUGGAUCGGGAAAAGCCUAACGAGCAGACUGAGAGUCAGAUUGGUUUUCUCAGUCAAAUCUGCGUGCCAGCAUACACGAUUCUUUGGAAAAUCAUGCCAAGGACCAUACCCUUAUACUUCAUGGUUACGAGGAAUUUGAAGGCUUGGCAAGCCAUAAAAGCUAGACAAAUGAAUGAAAAGUCAGACAAUGGCGGGAACUCUACGUUAUCUGAUGUGCCAGACAUAUCUGCUGACAGUUCCUCCUACAACGGAGAUGAUACGAAAGGAGUGUGUAGAUAUCAGAGUGAAAAAACCAAGGAGGAAGAAAUGCAAGCGGAAGAACGCGCAGAAGCAGCUCGGCUAGAUGAAGCGUGUGGAGGUGUUGAUGAAGUGGGUGGAGAGUCUGUUGCUGAAACUGAGGCGCGAAACCUUGGCCAAGCCUCUGACCACGUCCUAGACGAACAGUCAUGGACGGACGAUGAUGUCGUUGUUGCUAGUGGUAACGGAGAUUUAUUGGCACUAUUAAGAGAAUUAUCAACAGAUUAA
This is a messenger RNA of Pectinophora gossypiella (pink bollworm), 2421 nucleotides long. Its product is annotated as probable 3',5'-cyclic phosphodiesterase pde-5. Lineage: Eukaryota; Metazoa; Arthropoda; Insecta; Lepidoptera; Gelechiidae. Gene Ontology annotation, biological process: negative regulation of receptor guanylyl cyclase signaling pathway; signal transduction. Gene Ontology annotation, molecular function: 3',5'-cGMP-stimulated cyclic-nucleotide phosphodiesterase activity; protein binding. The coding region runs from base 1 to 2421 and encodes 806 amino acids. The record is from RefSeq and is a predicted model, not a curated record. The transcript has 10 exons.